Messenger RNA from Drosophila takahashii, 1946 nucleotides. RefSeq lists its product as uncharacterized. Gene Ontology annotation, molecular function: potassium ion binding; magnesium ion binding; pyruvate kinase activity. Gene Ontology annotation, cellular component: cytoplasm. NCBI's taxonomy places the organism in Eukaryota, Metazoa, Arthropoda, Insecta, Diptera, Drosophilidae. The record is from RefSeq and is a predicted model, not a curated record. Gene Ontology annotation, biological process: glycolytic process.
GUUUUUAUACUUUCUUAAAGUUAAUACUCACACUCCUUGUUGUUCUCAUUCCCAUUGUUUGUUUUCUUGGCUCUUAGUUUCUUCUUGUCUGAAAUUUUAAAUAAGAAUACAUUAAAAAUUGGUAGUUAAAGUAUAGCUUAAAUUAACUGCACGCCAGAAUGCCGGUCAACCAGCAAGCGGAUCCCUUGCAGCUGGACAGCCAGACUGCAGACGAUCAGGGGGAGGAGGAGGAGGAGCAGGCGGAGGAUGAGAACCGACUGGAUAAGUUUACGGUGCGGCUCAAUGGACAGCAUGACUUGGAGCAGCGCUUGAAGGAUUUCAAAGCGGCCUGCGAGGCGCAUGAGAAGCAUGCUAGGCGGCGAAAGCGGAGACGUUACUACCAUCUGGGUCUGGUGGCCAAACUGGUGACGGAAACCACCCACGAUGAGCUACGUCGCAUGCUGGAGAAUGGCACCUAUACCUUCCACGUCGAUACGGUGGCCAACAAGCCGGAUGAAUUAAAGGCGAUUUUGGACACCAUGAACAUAGCCAUUUCGGCUCACACUGCCGAGAGGGAACUCCGCCUGACCACCGGCCUGGCGCUGGAGAUUAAUGGCGAGUGCUGUCGCGUUGGCAGGCUGAGAAACAAUUGCACAGUGAUGCUGGCGCGUGGUGCAGUGGUCACUCUCACCACCGAUGAGGCCUACCGCUACAAGGGCUACAAGGAGAUUGUCUACGUGAUCAAUUUGCGGGCUUAUCUUUCCUCUGUUCAGCUAGGCGACAUUCUGCUGAUAGGAAAGGAAGCUAGGUGUCGGGUGGUUAAGACCCUUCGCGAAGCCCUAACCGUGAUGAUCAUUGAUGCUGGUCUGGUGGCCUCCUACGACUUUAUAGAGCUUCCCAGACAGUGCCACGCUUUAGAUCCCGAGGUAUAUCCCGAUCUGUACUUAAAAGACCUGGAGAUGGCCGCCUCCUUGAACGCCAAUUAUAUAGUGCUGCCCAAGAUUCGUUGCAAGAGCUUUCUUCGCGCCGUGCGGCAGACCCUGAACUCUGGCUUCAGCCUCAAGUUGAUCGGAAUGAUCGACUUUGAGUAUGUGCGUAGCAACAUGCUGGAUCUGCUGGGCAUCAUCAAGUUGGUGGACUACAUUUGGAUACCCGACAUGUUCAACGUUAACUGCUGCGUUUACAACUAUAUAAUGGAGGAUGUGCUGCCCAUUUCGCAGUGCCAGAAGAAGCCGGUGAUUGGCACAGUGCCGCUGGAGCGUUGCAGCGACUUUAAGCGGUUCGAGUUGCAUGAGUUUCUCUGGAAGAUAGACGCCAUUCACAUCCAGAAGAGUCCGUGGUGCAACAAAUAUCCGCUGAUUGUCAAGAAGCUGAUGCCCAUUAAGGAUUAUCGCGUGGGCGUGGUUCAGAACAAAAUGGUGCUGAAGAACAUCCUGACCUCCUACCAGACGGUGGUGAAUUUUAUCAUUCGAACCAUCAGCUCGAUUGAGUGCCAGGCCAUCUUCUUGUUUACCAAAUGCGAGGCAGCCAGCGUGGCGCUUUCCCGCGUGGAGAUCUACUGUCCGGUGUACAUGAUGAUGCCGCUGGAAGAAACGGACGACGAGGAAACCGUAACCUGCAAGGUGGAACUGGCUCGGGCGCUUCAUUUGCGCCGAAAUAUGCACCCGGUUCUGUACACCAAGGACCUCAACGAGUGCAACUACAGUCCGAUUGAGUUCGGAGUGGAUUUCAUGCGGAAGAAGGGCUGCCUGGAGGUUGGCGACUUUGUGGUCACCCUGGAGGUGGGCAAGGAGGACAACGAGAACGUAGUCAUCGGCAUUGGCGAGGAUGUCUGCAUCCUGCGGGCCUUCUACGUGUCGCCACUUUUUGCCUGCGAGAAGUUCAAGUACGGCGGCUAACUUUCCGGUGUGCAGUUGUGCAGAUUACACAGAUUAACCAGCUCCAAAUUAAUUGUAACUUAUCACUCA